CCAUCAAGUCCAAACCUUUGAGCCAAAACCAAAACAUCCUUUUGGCCACACUCUCCACAACACAAUUAUGCCAACCCAACCAGAUUCACCACCCAACAACAACACGUUGACCCAAAUGUUUCAGAACAUCUUCUCAGACAACAGUAACAUCAUGCUUGCAGCCAUCAUUUCCCUUCUCUUAGUAAUCCUCUUUGUCCUUCUUCUUCACCUCUACGCCAAGUGGUUCCUCGCUCAAGCACAGGCUCAGGCCAACGCCCGCCGCCGGAGGCGGCGCCGUCGCACGACGGUGACCGUCUCCGACGUCCUAGGCCCGGCAAGGUUCCACCACUUCCACAGCUUCACCAUAGAAGACAGUUCACCCCUCUCAACAAAAGGGUUAGAUUCUUCAACCAUUAGAACAAUUCCACUGUUCAUCUAUGAACACAACAACAACAACAACAAAAAGGUCGAAGAAGAAGAAGAAGAACUUGAAUGUGUGAUUUGUUUGAGUGCAUUUAAGAAUGGUGAAGUGGGAAGGUGUUUGCCAAAGUGUGGCCAUGGCUUCCAUGUGGAGUGCAUUGACAUGUGGUUGAGUUCACACUCCAAUUGUCCUAUUUGUAGAACCUCAAUUGUAGCAAGUAUUGUGGAAAAUAAUUCUAGUGAUGAUCAUCAUGGUGGAGAUCAUCAUGAUUUGGUUGAGAUUGUGACUGAAGGUGGUUCUGCUGCUCCAAGUUCUGAGACUAGAGAGGGUGAACAUGGGAAUAGUAAUAAUGGAAAUGGAGGAGCAAGAACAAGUGUUUCUGUUGUGUCAGAAAAUUCUUCUUCUGAGUUCUUUGGAUGCUCUUUGGAGAGAAUGCUUGGCAAGGUUUUCCCAAUAUCAAGUAAUGUUAAUUAAUUAAUGAAAUCACAUGCUUGAGAUGUAUAUGAUCAUCGAAGUAUCUAUUUUCUCUAUACAAUUAUAACCAUGAAAUGUGCAACAUCAACUAUAGUUCUGUGUACAGGUUUUCUCUGUUUGAUCCUUCUUCCCUCAAAUUAUUCUUGGCCUUUGAACUGUUAUAAGUUUCCUUUUCAUUUUGUUGUCUUGGAAUCUUUUAGA
Glycine soja is the source of this 1075-nucleotide messenger RNA. Its product is annotated as RING-H2 finger protein ATL63-like. The transcript has a single exon. The coding region runs from base 68 to 874 and encodes 268 amino acids. The record is from RefSeq and is a predicted model, not a curated record. Lineage: Eukaryota; Viridiplantae; Streptophyta; Magnoliopsida; Fabales; Fabaceae.